This is a messenger RNA of Parus major (Great Tit), 5651 nucleotides long. It is a transcript of the gene RUFY2, whose product is annotated as RUN and FYVE domain containing 2. Gene Ontology annotation, cellular component: cytoplasm. The coding region runs from base 1808 to 3148 and encodes 446 amino acids. The record is from RefSeq and is a predicted model, not a curated record. Gene Ontology annotation, molecular function: metal ion binding. The transcript is spliced from 12 exons. NCBI's taxonomy places the organism in Eukaryota, Metazoa, Chordata, Aves, Passeriformes, Paridae.
GAGCGGGUGAAGAAAAAACACGCAGGCAGACCACACUUUGAAACAGACCUAAAAUGCAUUUCGCCUCAGAAAGAACAGAGAAGAGGGCUGAUAAUUAAAAGGACAGCAGACAUAGAAGUCUGUCUGAGGAGGAUCAGCUCCAGAAGUCAAAAUGAGGUCACCUGACAAAGGAAUUUUCAUGAUGCCUUUGGGGAAAUAGGCAGGCUGAGUAGCGAGGGAGAGCUACCCACCUGAAGUCUGCAUUGAGCAAGGCGUUUCCUCCGCUGCCACUCGUAUUUAAUAGUGGCAGUAGCAAAGCUAAUAAAAAAAGCAGGAUGUUUGCUUCGAAAGGCAAAGCCUCCAGCUGUCCCAGGCAGGGAUGCUGUGCUGGUGCUGCUCCGGGUAGGGCUGCUCAGUCCCCAGCAGCCGAGCAGGGAGAAGGGAAGAGACGAAGCAGUGGCUGCUAACUGGGUACAAUUUUGCCAGAGCCCUGUCUCUCAUUAUCUGACAGUUUUCUAAUGUCUUCUGGGGUUUUCUGUUGAAGUUCUGGGGAACUGUAAGCGUAGUUUUGAAGGCUGUCACAGGUACAUAAUCUCAGGAGUUAUUUUUCCUAGAAAGCAGAGAUAGAUUUUGUGGUGGUUGGGUGUUUGGCAGGCAACUAGGGAAACAGAAUAUUAGAAAGCAGUUUUCAGGGUCUGUAAUAUCCAACCCCUAAAUACCUAAAGUCUGCAGGAAAAGAGACAAGUAAUUUCAUUGCUGUUGAGGAACUGAGAAAAUAUCCAUCUGUUGUGAUGAUUUGGGUUCUUUGUGCUUUCUGAUGUGCAAAGAUACAGUCCUGUACCAAUGCUCAGAUUUGCAAAGGAACAGGCUCACAUUUUUUUUCUAGGUAUUUUGACAUCUCUGUUGUCUCAAUGUCUUAAAAAAAAAAAAAAAAAAAAAAAAGUUUGUUUUUUUACUUCACUUGUUGGAUUUAAUUAAACAGUAAACCAUCAACUCUUUUGUUUCCCUCCAGGUUACUUUGAUAAUAGCGAAUAAACAGAGGCUUGUUUUGGCUUGGAGAAAAUAGGGUCUGGCCUGAAUGUUUGAAUUGCUUGAUUAUAAAUGAAAAUAAGCUUAAGAAUUUCCUGAGCACUCUGUUCUCAGUAGCAGGAUUUCUGAGAAGAGGAACCUUGUCCAUUCAGCCAGACUAAGAUGAUUGUAAAAAACUACAGAUUUUUUAAUGACUAGAUUUAAUCCUCAAAUGUAUUUUUGGAGUGUACACUUUGUAAUGUUUACCAAAACAAGUUAAAGCAAAACCUUUAAUUCUUAAGAUUUUAUGUGUAGAAAAUACGUGGUGGCUAGAUGAGAAACUGAAUUUUCAGUAUGUAAUAUUUUCCAGAAAAUGCUUCUGGCUUAGUGGUAGAGACUCUGUACAGCCUGAGAAGGAAGGUGUGUGUUUGUGUCACUGUGCAGUUAAAGCUAAUUUAAAUUGGAAAAAUUAAAGCUAAUUUAAAGUGGAAAGUGAUUAUAUAUUAAAAGUAUGAGGUCUGCUUCUGUAGGUAGGCUGUAAUACACCAAAUAAAUCCAUCAAUUAAUAGGAAGGCUCCUUUAGUACUAUGGGAAAGGCACUGGUUGCAGCCAUGCAGCAGAGUUUGGAGUGCCUUGGGGUUACAUUCACCUGUUCAAACACUAAGAAUGUGUUUUGGAUUGGAAGCUUUUCUAUGACAUGGUGGUUUACAGCACCUCCUGAAUUUGUUCUGUUGAGUUUAUUAGGUUAAGGUAAGUUUUUCUGUGAACAAGGUGGACGUGAAGGACUUCAUUUCUUUGUGUCACUCCUAAAACUUGAACCAUGAUGUGUUUUUUUUUCUCUGUUGUCUUAGCUGUAAAGGACCCUACAGCUGUUGAAAGAGCAAAUUUGUUGAACAUGGCUAAACUGAGUAUCAAAGGACUCAUUGAAUCAGCCUUGAGCUUUGGGCGCACUCUGGAUUCUGACUACCCACCUUUGCAGCAGUUCUUUGUUGUCAUGGAGCACUGCCUGAAGCAUGGCCUGAAAGUAAGAAAAUCGUUCCUAAGUUACAAUAAAACCAUCUGGGGUCCUCUGGAACUUGUGGAGAAAUUAUAUCCAGAAGCUGAGGAAAUAGCAGCAAGUGUCAGAGACUUGCCUGGCCUUAAGACACCGCUGGGCCGUGCCCGGGCCUGGUUGCGGCUAGCGCUGAUGCAGAAGAAAAUGGCAGAUUAUCUUCGCUGUUUAAUCAUUCAGAGAGACCUCCUCAGUGAGUUUUAUGAGUAUCAUGCACUCAUGAUGGAGGAAGAAGGAGCAGUUAUUGUUGGGCUCUUAGUUGGGCUAAAUGUGAUCGAUGCCAACCUGUGUGUGAAGGGAGAGGACCUGGAUUCACAAGUUGGGGUGAUCGAUUUCUCUGUGUAUUUGAAGAGUGAUGAUGACAUUGGGGGUAAAGAAAGGAAUGUACAGAUUGCUGCAAUAUUGGACCAAAAGAAUUAUGUUGAGGAACUAAACAGGCAACUGAAUAGCACAGUUAGCAGUCUACAUGCAAGAGUUGACUCACUGGAGAAAUCAAACACUAAACUGAUUGAAGAGUUAGCAAUAGCGAAAAACAAUAUAAUUAAACUUCAGGAAGAGAACCAUCAAUUAAGGAGUGAAAAUACCCUGAUUUUAAUGAAAACACAGCAUCAUCUAGAGGCAGCUAAAGUGGAUGUGGAAGCAGAGCUUCAGACGUACAAACACUCGAGGCAGGGCUUGGAUGAGAUGUACAACGAGGCUCGCAGGCAGCUCCGGGAGGAGGCACAGCUGCGGCAGGAUAUGGAGAAUGAGCUAGUGGUUCAAGUUAGCAUGAAGCAUGAGAUAGAGCUUGCCAUGAAGCUGCUGGAGAAGGAUAUCCACGAGAAGCAGGACACUCUCAUCGGCCUGCGGCAGCAGCUUGAUGAGGUUAAAGCAAUUAACGUGGAAAUGUACCAAAAGCUGCAGGUUUCUGAAGAUGCUAUGAAAGAAAAGAAUGAAAUAAUUAGUCGAUUAGAGGAUAAGACCAAUCAAAUUAAUGCAACUAUGAAACAGCUAGAACAAAGUGACAAAGAUCUGUUAACUCAAACUAGGACUAUUGCAAUGUCAUUCGUCAAAUGUGCCAGCAAUGAGGCUCAGCACCAGUAUAAACUUGUCAAGGAUAUAUCAUUCUGAAAGCUCCUCCAGAUCUCUUGUGUUGAAAUAAUUGCUGAUAAAAUAGGACUUGAGAAUUUUCCAAUUAAAACUUGAAAGUGGUAUUAGAAAUCCUGCACUGUAACUGAUCGUAGCUGGGUUCUGUUUUGUUUUCUGAAAGAACAUCAUCUCCGAUCUCACUUUACCCCUCCUUAAAAAAAAAAGAGAAAAAAAAAAGUAAAUUACUGCACUAUUAUUGCAAAUGUAAGCUAGUUUUCUAAUGCUAUUGAAUCACUUCUUUGUCAAAUUUUAUUUUAAGAGGUUAGAUAUCUUUACUUCGACUGUACAUUUUUAUGGCACUUGUUUCUAAUUAGUGAUUUUUCCCGUUCUUUGGUACUAAGAGAUUUAAAAAGUAGCCCUUCUGGCUAAUACUUCCCUUCUCCCCUGCUUAUUCCUUUCACUUUUAGGCUGUAUUGAUCCCAAAAGCACGCUCUCUGUUGGGUUUUGUGGUUGUACCUAGCACUUAAAUCAGAGUGGCAGGAGUUGGAGGGAGGGAGCUGAGCUCUCCGAAGGAUGGGUGUAAGGAAAGGGGCUGGUGCCACCCUCCUUGUCCUGUGUGUGCAGGCUGACAGCCUCUGGGCAUCCAACAGCUACAGCACAGUCCCACCUCCCUGCUGCCACCUGGGGUAAAAUAUUCUCCUGGAGUCACAAUGUGCUUGGAGCCUGAUUGCUGAGGGACUCCAGGCAUGUUCUGUAGCUGUGGCUCCUGCCUAGCACAGCUGCCCUGGGAGGUGCAGCAGUGAGCAGGAUUUAGUUUGGGCCCAGCUCCUGAACCUGCCCAACCAGUUUGGCAGCUGAGGAUCUUGCCUGGCUGUGUGUGCUGAGAUCAACACCCCUGGCUCUGCCCAAUCCCUUUUCCCUCCCUCCACCCAUCAUUAGGGCAGCCUUUACAGCUCCUACUUCUGCCGUGAGCUGCUGCUUGCCUGCACUGCAGAAAGAGGAGUUUGGGCUGCUGGCUGCUCUUAAUACACUCCCUGAUGUUUGCUCUGAAGUUGGCUGGGAAAAUGAUCUUAGUGUUUUGCAGCAGAGGGGGAUGUGUUUGAAAAAGUGGGGACAGGAUGCAAUAAUACAGAAAGGAUUUCUACUGCAUGGUUAUACAGUAGCUUAUUCCUUGGUUUGGAGGCAGAGGGAGCCUUUACCAUGAGCUGGCUACUGAAAAAUACAAAUUAAUAUCUUUCAUCUUGAAAGAAAACCCAAACCAGAAACACUGAAUAGAGCAACGUGAAGGCCAUGGCAGAAAUGGGAGCCUUACCCACCUCACUGUCAUCUAUGCAAACAAGUAUCUGCCACAGCAUCACCUGAAUGCCAAAUCCAGCUGCACACUGGGGCCAGCUCAGCAUCUGCCUGAAUUCCAGCAGUGCAGCCAGCCCUGUUCUGCCUUGCUAGUGGAAACAACUCUGCAGUUGAUUUUGUGAUUUAGGGAAAGGUUUAAAAUGCUUUUGGUGUUGCACAGGGGAGGGUGACCUGCUUUUUCCCCAAUAUUCUCCUUCCCAUAGCUCUGCCCUCUGUGCACUACCAUUGCAGGUGUGACUGGGAGCACUCUUCAAGCCCCUGGGAUAGCAGAGUGAGACAUUGCACCCUUGAUAAGGUAGUUUAACUCCAGCCUUGUUUGCUGGCAGCUUUUGGAAACUCCCUCUGCUGCAACCUCAUCAGCAGAAGCACAAACACAGACAUAUUGCUGACACAUCUUCUUUUUAGCUGACACUGGGAGCUGGGAGUUGGUCUGUGCUCAGUGAGCUGCUGGGAAGGGAGAAAUCAACCAUCUCACUGAUUUCUCCCAGCACCUCCCUUGAGACAGUUUUGCAGACCACGGUGCAUCAGGUGGGGGCAUUCACUGGGAUUUUACAGGCUCUUGUAUUCUCCAGACAGGUGGAACCACAAUAUAGCACAAAUCCCCUUCUAGUGCAUUUACUUUUGUUACAAUGCAUCCACCAGAAAGGAACCACAGUGAACUAAUGCAUUCCAAGGGGACUGUCAGCUGAACAAAGCUGAAAUUCAGAAAGAGGAGAUUAAAUCAAAUAACAACCCCUCAUUUCUUGAUUCAUCACUUUGAUUUGUCUAUAGUACGGAGCUAUUUUAACCAGUGUAAGAAUGCAUUAUUUUUAAUACAGACUCUCUCAAUUAAUUAUGAUGUAGUUGAGGUAGUUCUAUAAAUGUAGUGGGACCUGUCAGGGUGUAUUUUGUUGUAUUAGGCUAGUCAAGUUUUUCGCUGUCUGAUUGCAGUGCUCUGUAUGCAACCUUAUGCCUCAGUUGUUUUGAGCUGCUUUUGCACAACAAAUGCUCUCCCCUGUCUUAAUGGGUGAUCAGUGCAAGCCAAGUACUUCUACAGAGUUUACUUGGGGGAAAAAAGAGCUUCAGAAAUAACACAUGAACAUAUGCUAAAGGACAAAGAAAAGCAUCAAGUUAAAUGCUUUGAUUCUAAAAUAUGUAUCAUGCUUUGGCACCUGUUAUUCAUGAGCAUAAAAUAAAGCAAUUAUUACUUACA